AUGGUUGAAGUCUUUGAAUUUUCCACAGAAAAUGGUGAGUUAUCCCAUGAACUUGGUAAAUAUAUUAUUAGGAAACAGAAUGAGGCACUGAGUAAAGAAAUGACAUUUAAUGUCGGUAUUGGACAAGAUAAGGAUAACGAUACAAUAAUCAAGAACUUACGUAAGUGCCUAAUUGAAGACGAAGAUAUAUCAAGACAAGUCCGUUGGAAAGAAUGGGAAAUUUUUUUCUGUAAUGAGUAUCUAGUGCCAUUAAAUUCAGCUGAAAGUAAUUACGGGCUUUUUAAGAGGGAAAUAUUGGAUCAUUUGGUACAUGUAGAUGGCCAUUUAAAUCUUGGUCCUACAGUUUUUACGAUUAACGAGUCUCUGGUAUUAGGAGGGAAUCGUGAUGGAAAUUUUAAACAUAGAGAGAAGAUAGUUCGGGAGUAUGAAAUGCUACUAAAAAAAAUUUUGAUUUAUUAUUAA
Molecule: messenger RNA, 462 nt
Organism: Kazachstania africana CBS 2517
Lineage: Eukaryota; Fungi; Ascomycota; Saccharomycetes; Saccharomycetales; Saccharomycetaceae
Exons: 1
Coding region: 1-462 (153 amino acids)
Biological process (GO): carbohydrate metabolic process
Source: RefSeq, a predicted model, not a curated record